AUGAGUCUUCCAGUAAAGCCAAUCGACAGCUGGUCAAGAGGAAUCCGCCGUCGUCUUCUCGUGGAACCGACUAUUGAAUCUCUCCACCCAACACUUUCACUCGAAAUGGAACCAAAUGGGCCCCAUCUUUGUGAAUGUGCAAUCUCCGGCGGAAUGAUAGAGAUCAGUAACGAGCUUCAUCGUCUCCGGCAGGCACUUGCAGAUAAGGAGGCCAAACUAACUGAAGCGCAGCUUGAGGCAUUAGCUCGUUCGCACCAGCUGGAGCAACUACGUGACUUAGUUGCUAGACUAGCUGGGGAGUUGGCCGAUCUACGCUCAAGAAAUGACCAAUUGACGGCUAAUGUUUCAGUCGUUCCAGAGCAGAGACCAACCGGACCACUAGUUUCCAAAACAAGAGAUGGAAUCAGCGGAAGUGUCAGCAUGGAAGGGACGUCUUUUAAGAAAUUGGGCCUUUCUGAGCGCUUGAUAGGUAAGAUUGCAGUUUACCAUGCAAAUAAAAAAAUAUAUUAUUUAUUUAUUUGA
Messenger RNA from Protopolystoma xenopodis, 522 nucleotides. The record is from the annotation of a GenBank genome assembly. NCBI's taxonomy places the organism in Eukaryota, Metazoa, Platyhelminthes, Monogenea, Polystomatidea, Polystomatidae.